Racocetra persica is the source of this 228-nucleotide messenger RNA. NCBI's taxonomy places the organism in Eukaryota, Fungi, Glomeromycota, Glomeromycetes, Diversisporales, Gigasporaceae. The record is from the annotation of a GenBank genome assembly.
GCACUAUCGACUAAUCCCGUAGUCGGACAAACAAGAAUAAUGUGUCGUUCUCCCCCUUUUACUAAACAAUUGAUAAGUUUAGUGGUUUUACCGAUACCAGUUCCAAUCGCUAAAUGUCCGGCAUUGCCUUUAUCUCCCCCAAUGACUUCGAUUUCUUCUUCUACUCAUUUAUCUUUGCUCAUCAGACCACCUUUGAUAAAUCUUUUGACUACCUUUUUGCCGAUUUGA